AUGGAUGCAUGCGUGACGUUGGAUAAACAUUAUAAAAUUCCAUCCUUCCCAUCUUCCUCUUUCUUUCUUCUUCUUCUUCUUCUUCUUCUUCUUCUUCUUCUUCUUCCCAUCCUCCUCCUCCUCCGCCUCCUUCUUCUUCUUCUUCUUCUUCUUCUUCUUCUUCUUCUUCUUCUUCUUCUUCUUUGUAUAAUUUAUUGUUAUUUUUUAUUUUCUUUAUUUCUCUCUGAUAUUAUUUCCUUUCUUCCUUCCUUCCUCCAUUCCUUCUUUCUUUCUUUCUUUCUUUCUUCCUUCCUUCCUUCCUUCCUUCUUCCUUUCUUCAUUUCUUUAUUGCGUCUUUCCUUCCGUCCUUCCUUUCUUUCUUGCGUCUUUCCUUCCGUCCUUCCUUCCUUUCUUUCUUCCUUCCUUCCUCUCGUCCUUUCUUUCUUUCUUCCUUCCUUUCUUCCUUUAUUUCUUUUUUCAUUCUUUCUUUCUUUCUUUAUUUCUGCCGCCCUUUCUUUCUUUCUUCCUUCCAUCUUUCCUUCUUCCUUCCUACCUUCCGUCCUUUCUUUCUUCCUUCCGUCCUUCUUUCUUUCUUUCUUUCUUUCUUUCUUUUCUUUCUUCCUUCCUUCUUUCUUUCUUUCUUUCUUCCUUCCUUUCUUCCUUCCUUCCUCUCUUCCUCCCUUUCUUUCUUCCUUCCUUCCUCUCUUCCUUCCUUUCUUUCUUCCGUCCUUCCUUCUUUUCUUCCUUCCUUCUUUCUUUCUUUCUUUCCUUCCUUCCUUCCUCUCUUCCUCCCUUUCUUUCUUCCUUCCUUCCUUCCUUCCUCCUUCCUUCCUUCCUUCUUUUCUUUCUUUCUUUCUUUCUUUCUUUUUUCUUUUGUUUUAUUUAUUCUUAAUUUAUAUUUAUUCUUUACAUAAUUUUAUCUUUGUCCCUCUUUCUUUCUUUGUUCUUUUUCUUUCAUUUAUUCUUUCUUUCUUUUUCAUGUGUUCUUCUUUAUAUUUUUGCAUCUGUUUAUCGAUAAUUUUUAAAUUGUUCUUUACAUUUUUUUCUUUUUUCCACUCGCCCCUUUUCUUCAUUCUUUACUUAUUUCUUUUACUUUUCUUUCUUUCUUUUCUUCUUUCUUUCUUUUCUUCUUUCUCUCUUUUUUCUUUCUUUUUUAUUUCUUUCUUUUCUUUCUCUCAUUUUUUCUUUCUUUCUUUUCUUCUUUCUUUCUUUUCUUCUUUCUCUCUUUUUUCUUUCUUUCUUUUUACUUUCUUUCUUUUUUCUUUCUCCCUUUUUUCUUUCUUUUAUCUUUCUCUCUUUUUUCUUCCUUUCUUUUCUUAUUUCUCUCUUUUCUAUCUCUCAUUUUUUCUUUCUUUCUUUCUUUUCUUCUUUCUUUCUUUUCUUCUUUCUCUCUUUUUUCUUUCUUUUAUCUUUCUCCCUUUUUUCUUCCUUUCUUUUCUUCUUUCUCCCUUUUCUUUCUCUCAUUUUUUUUUUCUUUCUUUCUUUUUCGUCUUUCUUUUUUCUUUUCUUUUUUCUUUCUCUCUUUUUUUUCUUUUUUCUUUCUCUUUUUUUUCUUUUUUCUUUUCUUUUAUCUUUCUCUCUUUUUCUUUCUUUUUUUUCUUUCUUCUCUCUUUUUUUUCUCUCAUUUUUUCUUCUUUUUCUUUCUUUUCGUCUUUCUUUCUUUUCUUCUUUCUCUUUUUUUCUUUUCUUUUUCUCUCUUUUUUCUUUCUUUUUUUUUUUCUCUUUUUUUCUUUCUUUUUCUUUCUCUUUUUUUCUUUUCUUUUUCUUUUUCUUUUUUCUUUCUCUCUUUUUUCUUUCUUUUAUCUUUCUCUCUUUUUUCUUCCUUUCUUUUCUUCUUUCUCUCUUUUCUUUCUCUCAUUUUUUCUUUCUUUCUUUCUUUUCGUCUUUCUUUCUUUUCUUCUUUCUCUCUUUUUUCUUUCUUUCUCUCUUUUUUCUUUCUUUUUUCUUUCUCUCUUUUUUCUUUCUUUUAUCUUUCUCUCUUUUUUCUCCCUUUCUUUUCUUCUUUCUCUCUUUUCUUCUUUCUCUCUUUUUUCUUUCAUUCUUUUUUCUUUCUUAUCGCUUUUUUCCAGUUUCGAUUUUUAA
Acanthosepion pharaonis is the source of this 2061-nucleotide messenger RNA. NCBI's taxonomy places the organism in Eukaryota, Metazoa, Mollusca, Cephalopoda, Sepiida, Sepiidae. The record is from the annotation of a GenBank genome assembly.